AUGUCAGGAAAAAGACCACAACAAGAACUUUUACAUCAUGCUAAAAAACCAUUAUACAAACCGAAAGACCCUGCACAUCCUAAUCUUCAAAUAGGAAAAAGUAUAAAUAAAAGAAAAUUAACAUUAGCACCAAAACCUGUAUCAAUGCCAAAACUAACGUUGGCUGCUAAUGAAGUUCAAAACACAUUACAUAAAAAUGUUAAAGUAGUUGGAGGACAUGAAGUUCAUAUUCCAUCAUUUUUAAAGAAAAAACAACUUCAAAUACAAAAGUCAAAAAGCCUUCGUAACAGUCUUAAAAAAAGUUUACAAAGAAAGUCAAAAUCUUCUUUAAAGAGAAAAAGUCUUUCUUUAAUAAAAAAAAGUAUUAGUUUAAAGGAACAAAAUAAAAAAAUAGUUACAGUACAACCAAUGGAAUCAAAUCCUAUUGACUUAAAUCAACCUAGUCAAAUAGAACCAGUAGACUUAAGUCAACACAGUGGCUUUAUUAGUAACGAAACUCCAGAAAACAAAGCUGGUUCAAAUAAACUUAGUUGUUUAGAUUUAUCUGAAACAGAUCAAAAUGAAAAUCAUCAAAUAAAACUUCCCGUCUUUACUAAUUUUAAUGCAACACCAAUUAAUCAAGACAUUCAAUUAUCAGAUGAAGAAAAAGAAGAGAUAAAAAAACAAAUUGCUAAAAGAAAAAGAAGAAGUUCUUUAACACCACUUGAUCGCGAGGCAAUGAGAAAAGAAAGGUUAUCUUCUGGAAUUAAUUCAAGAGAGUUAAAUCUGCAAAAAUAUCGAGAAUCAUUUUCAAAGAGAAAAGAAAGAGCAUCAGCAAGUAUGAUUGAAAAUAAGUAA
Messenger RNA from Entamoeba nuttalli P19, 837 nucleotides. RefSeq lists its product as hypothetical. The record is from RefSeq and is a predicted model, not a curated record. Lineage: Eukaryota; Evosea; Mastigamoebida; Endamoebidae. The coding region runs from base 1 to 837 and encodes 278 amino acids. The transcript has a single exon.